This is a messenger RNA of Cucurbita pepo subsp. pepo (vegetable marrow), 771 nucleotides long. Its product is annotated as protein VACUOLELESS GAMETOPHYTES-like. The record is from RefSeq and is a predicted model, not a curated record. NCBI's taxonomy places the organism in Eukaryota, Viridiplantae, Streptophyta, Magnoliopsida, Cucurbitales, Cucurbitaceae.
AUGGCGACGGAGGAGGUUCUCCGAAAUCAUCCAAGCCACCGGAGGCAUGUUCUAGAGCUGAAGAACUACAUGGAGCCAUACACCUGUAACGGGUGCAAGGAGAAGGGGUUCGGCCCACGAUACCGAUGCGAAAAGUGCGAUUUUGAUCUACAUAAACCCUGCACUUACGACUGGAUUGCGCCAGUUUCGCAUGAAUUUUUCCCCAAUUCGAGGUUCAGGUUCAUGAGAAUUCCACCAAAACCCUGCCACCGAAAAUGCAAAAUUAGGUGCAACGCUUGCAGGAAGACUAUCAAAGGGUUCGUGUUUCACUGUGAGGAAAAUAAUUCGGAUAUUCACCCGUGCUGCCGUGAGCUUAAAAGAAGCUACCAAAUCGAAGACGUGAAGUUUAACCUCCAAUGGAAAAUGGAAGGGGAGUGUAUGUGGUGCAAGAGUGAGAGGCUUGAAGAUGGUGGUGAGGACAAUGGAUGGUCGUACGUGUCGGAGUGCGGGGAGUAUCAUGUUCAUGUCGCUUGUGUCACUAAAAUGGCUUUAGAUGAAUGGUACAAGAAUCAAAGCGGCGGCGGCGGUAGCACGAGGAGCACCACUAGUGGAACGCAAUCUGUGGCUGUGAGGUUGAAUCCGAGAGAGAUUCAGGCAAGACGGCAGGUGGAGAGAGGAGGCAUAGAGAAGUUUUGGAGAGUCAUGAAAUUCAUCGUCAAGACAGUUAUCAGUAUCGUUAUUGGCGAUCCCACCACGAUUCUUGCCUCGUUCUUGGUCGACCUGCUUACAUGA